Messenger RNA from Pollicipes pollicipes, 1493 nucleotides. Its product is annotated as synaptotagmin 1. The record is from RefSeq and is a predicted model, not a curated record. Gene Ontology annotation, cellular component: dense core granule; plasma membrane; exocytic vesicle. Gene Ontology annotation, molecular function: calcium ion binding; clathrin binding; phosphatidylserine binding. Gene Ontology annotation, biological process: synaptic vesicle endocytosis; calcium ion-regulated exocytosis of neurotransmitter. The transcript is spliced from 11 exons. NCBI's taxonomy places the organism in Eukaryota, Metazoa, Arthropoda, Thecostraca, Pollicipedomorpha, Pollicipedidae. Bases 201 to 1493 code for a protein of 430 amino acids.
UGACUGUGGCCGCCGGUCGGCACGGCUAUGAGCGGCCAGUAGACCCCGAUUCCACGCCCUCCAGCGGAGUCCGAGCACAAAGGAGCUGGUCUGAAUAAAACUGCCGUUAAACCAACAUAUAAACUUUGAACCCAGGGCGCCGAAAACCAGGAACUGUAAGCCUUUUUUAUGUGAAGGGCUCCGCAUUCCUCGGGUUGAGGAUGCGGGCGCGACUGCGUCGUGCGGCGGACGACGAGGGCGGCGAUGCGGCGCAGGAGGUCGCCACGGCCGCGCCAGAGGAUGCGGCGACCACCGCCGCCGCCACCACCACCACCACCACCACCGAGUCGCAGGGCGACAUCAUCCUCAAGCAGGCUGAGGCGGGCACGCGCAAGAUGGCGCAGUCCAUGGGCAUCCCGUUCCCGGCCCUCAUCGCUAUCCUGAUAGGCAUCGGAAUCCUCAUCCUGGGCAUCUGCUUCUGCUGCAUCAGACGAUGCUUCCGAAAGCGCAGAAGCAAAGAUGCCAAAGGCAAAGGUGGCAAGGGCGUGGACAUGAAGUCGGUGCAGCUCUUGGGAAGUGCCUACAAAGAGAAGGUGCAGCCCGACAUGGAGGAGCUCACCGAGAACGCCGAGGACAUUGCCGAGGAGGGAGAGAGCAAGCAGUCGGAGCAGAAACUCGGCCGGCUCCAGUUCAAGCUGGAAUACGACUUCAACUCCAACAACCUGACGGUAACAGUGAUCCAGUGCGAGGAGUUGCCGGCCCUGGAUAUGGGGGGCACCUCCGACCCUUACGUCAAAGUCUACCUCCUGCCCGACAAGAAGAAGAAGUUCGAGACCAAGGUCCACAGGAAGACACUGAAUCCAGUUUUCAACGAGACGUUUACUUUCAAGAACGUCCCGUACGCCGACGCCAUGGGCAAGACUCUCGUGUUCGCCAUCUACGACUUCGACCGCUUCUCCAAGCACGACCAGAUCGGCGAGGUCAAGCUGCCGCUCUGUACCAUCGAUCUGGCGCAGACGAUCGAGGAGUGGCGCGAGCUGGUCAGCGUCGAGGGCGACGGCGGCCAGGAAAACAAGCUGGGAGACAUCUGUUUCUCGCUGCGGUAUGUCCCGACGGCCGGCAAGCUGACAGUGGUCAUCCUCGAAGCCAAGAACCUGAAGAAGAUGGACGUGGGUGGCCUAUCGGAUCCAUACGUGAAGAUAGCUUUAAUGCAGAACGGUAAACGCCUGAAGAAAAAGAAGACCAGCAUCAAGAAGUGCACCCUGAACCCCUACUAUAAUGAGUCGUUCACGUUCGAGGUUCCAUUCGAGCAGAUCCAGAAGGUGCAGCUGGUGGUGACCGUGGUCGACUACGACCGGAUCGGCACGUCCGAGCCGAUAGGCAAAUGUGUGCUGGGCUGCACGGCGUCGGGCACCGAGCUGCGCCACUGGUCCGACAUGCUGGCCUCGCCGCGCCGGCCCAUCGCCCAGUGGCACACCCUCAAGGACCCCGAGGACGGUGACAAGAAGGACUAA